Messenger RNA from Exophiala bonariae, 1887 nucleotides. RefSeq lists its product as uncharacterized. NCBI's taxonomy places the organism in Eukaryota, Fungi, Ascomycota, Eurotiomycetes, Chaetothyriales, Herpotrichiellaceae. The record is from RefSeq and is a predicted model, not a curated record. The coding region runs from base 1 to 1887 and encodes 628 amino acids. The transcript has a single exon.
AUGAGACUUCUCAACAUCCAAAGCCUAAAGUUGGAGGAGUUCUUCGAACCUGAUGUCCCGGCUUAUGCAAUCUUGUCCCAUCGGUGGGGGGAAGGCGAAAUCACCCUUUCCGACAUGGAAACCCGAACUUACAAGUCCAAGAAGGCGUACUUCAAACUCGAGUUUGCUCGCAAGCAAGCCGAGGACGACUGCCUGCAGUACAUUUGGAUAGAUACCUGCUGCAUUGAUAAGAGCUCCAGCUCCGAGCUUUCAGAAGCAAUCAAUUCUAUGUUUCGUUGGUUCCAAGAGGCUGAGGUGUGCUACGCUUUUAUGUCGGAUGUCUUGAUAGAGCCCCAGGACGAGGACGACAUUUUCAAGUCGUUCGCUGAGAGUGCCUGGUUCACUCGUGGCUGGACACUCCAAGAGCUCAUUGCCCCCGAGAAGGUGCACUUUUACAAUGCGAGUUGGUCCUACAUUGGCUCUCGAUAUUCGUUGUGCUCAGAAAUAACUCGGAUCACUAAGAUCAACACUAAAGUUCUUCGAGCUCGUCAGAAACCGCUCGAACAACUUCUUUCGGCAUGCACGGUCGCUCAAAGGAUGUCUUGGGCAGCACAUCGGAAGACUACGCGUAUUGAAGACCGAGCUUAUUCUUUGAUGGGAAUUUUUGCGGUCAACAUGCCUUUGCUCUAUGGUGAAGGCAAGAGAGCUUUCACACGCCUACAAGAAGAGAUCCUGAAGGUCGGGUCAGACCUCUCUGUUUUCGCCUGGCAACAAUGUCGCAGCGAGCGAACGAACCAAAGAGAGCUUUUUGCAGCUUCUCCUGACAACUUCGAGACGUGCACUGAUGUCGUACACUCACCGCAGCUCAAUCAGCCGACGGGUGACGAUGUGACCUUGACGAUGACCAACGUUGGCCUCAGGAUCGAUAGACCACUUGUUGCCAGUGUUAGACAAGAUGUCCCAACACGGAGAGGAGACCUUCUUCUCAGUCUGGAAUGCAGAUAUGCGCGAGAUGUGACAAGAAUCAUCGCGCUGAAACUCGAACCCUCUGGGCCCCCAUCAAUGUUCAUACCACAUCCACAUCAGAAUUCCGAUGAGCAGCAAUCUCUUUGUCAUGUUGGAGGUCAAAUAGAUGAAUUACGCCUUAGAACAAUCGACCUUCUACGCCCUAUUCGCUCAUCGUCGAGAUGGCCUUUCUUGACCAUCGCACGUGAAUUUGUACCUGCUCGAUUGAGUCAUCAAGCUGCAGCUACCAUGCAUACUCACGUUUGGGUCGAUUUACCAGACAAGACCAUUCCCAAAGCCUUACGAGAGCAGUAUCAAUGGGAAUAUCUCUCUUGCCAUCCCGAACGUUACUGGAAUCUCCGGAAUUUGACGUUUAAUCUGGACGACGCCAUUUCGGAUACGAUUGGUGUUGAACCACCUCCGACGAGUGGUGGUAGCCGUUGGGUAGGCGGUGCUUUGGCUUUAUCAAUCCCAUGGACCUCAUGCCGGAUUGUCAUCUUCUUCGGGCAGAGAUUCACAACUAUGGAUGCAAGAGAGAACAUUCUGUUCAAAAUCUUACCAUAUAACCCAGACACAUUCCCUCACCUAGAUGAAGCAUUCGUUUGGACAGAUGUGGUAGACCGUGUACUCGAUAUCCCACCAGCACAUCAGGCGGUAGUGAGACUGAGUAACCUGAGGCGACCAGGUAUCCUCAUUGCACAACUCAGUGUCGCGACCCAAUUGAAGGUGGUCGAUCACGGGUGUGAGCAACCUUUUGAACUCGACUCAGCCUCUGGAGCUGCUUUGAAUACAGACCCUGCUCAAAGACGGAUUUUCAUGGACUCUGAAAGCUCGAGAAACGAUUUUGUGCCUCUCCCAUGGCUAGCGGAAUCGUAUAUCCCAUUUUGCGAGGUUAAAAAUUAG